Messenger RNA from Insectozyma verbasci, 2361 nucleotides. The record is from the annotation of a GenBank genome assembly. NCBI's taxonomy places the organism in Eukaryota, Fungi, Ascomycota, Pichiomycetes, Serinales, Debaryomycetaceae.
AUGGCAAUUGAUUUAAUUGAAUUACCAAAAGAUAUAUCAUCUUCAAUUCCAAUUAAUAUUAAAGUAUAUAAAGAUGAAUGUAUUUAUACUUUUGAUACGCCUGAAAAUAACACACUUGGAAUUGAUUUAGAUUUAAAAACUUUUAAAGCUUAUUCAAGAAAUGAAAAUUAUAAUUUGACUAAAAUUAACUAUGAAAAAACUGGAAAUUAUUUAUAUUUAAACAUGAACAAAGUAUUAAAGUCACAAGAAGAAAGAAAUAAAUUAUUAUAUGAUUCAAAUGGCGAUAGAAGUCCUAAAAUGCAAAAAUUAGAAGUUAAAAAUGCUAAUAAUGAUGAUUAUUAUAAUACUAUAAUUACGGUAUAUGAUAUCAAAGAUGAUAAAAGUUAUAAUAGAGAGGAAUUAUCCGAUAAAUUUAAUAAAUUAAUUGAUUCCAUCUUAUCUACAAAUUCCUCAUACAAAGAAGAUGAAAUUCAGCAAUGGGAACAAGAAAUUUUACCAUGUGAGCAUUCAAUUGAUGUUCAACAAUUUAAUAAUAAUGAAUUAGAUUUAUCCAAAUGUUCUCAAUGUGAGCUAAAAGAAAAUCUAUGGAUUUGUUUACAUUGUGGUGUUUUAGGAUGUGGAAGACAACAAUAUGGUUCUGAUUUAAAAGGAAAUGGUCAUGCUUUAUCUCAUUUUGAAAUUACACAACAUCCAAUAGCUGUAAAAUUAGGUUCAUUAAAUUUAGAUAGUGAUAAAUGUGAUAUUUAUUGUUAUAAAUGUAAUGAAGAAAUUAAAGUUUUAAAUUUAAAAGAAAAAUUAUCAAAAUUUGGUAUUGAUUUAACAUCAAUUGAAAAGACUGAAAAAUCAUUAAUUGAAUUAAAUAUAGAUAAGAAUUUAAAUUUUGAUUUUAGAUUACAAGGUAAGGAUGGUCAAAAAUUAACACCAGUUUAUGGUAAAGGUUUAACUGGGUUUCAAAAUUUAGGUAAUUCAUGUUAUUUAAAUUCUGUAGUUCAAGCGUUAUUUGAUCUCGAUGAGUAUAAAAAUUAUUUCAAAGAAUUUAAUUUCAAUUUUGAUAUUGAUCCAAUUAAAGAUUUGACUAGUCAAUUAGUUAAAAUUUAUGAUGGAUUAUAUUCUGGAAGGUAUUCUAAACCUGGAUCUUUAAAAGGUGAUGAUUAUCAAUUAGGUAUUAAACCAUUCACAUUCAAAAAUUUAAUUGGAGAGAAUCACGUAGAAUUUAAAACUCAAAGACAACAAGAUGCUUUUGAAUUUUUAUUAUAUUUAUUAAAUAAAUUGGAUCAUCAAUUUGGUAUUGAUUUAAAUAAAUCAUUUAGAUUUUUAUUCACAAAUAAAUUAAUUUGUGCAAAUUGUGGAAAAGGAAAUAUAAAAGAUGAAUUAAUUGAUAAUUUAUCUGUAAUUGUUAAUGAUAUAAUUGAUUCAAUUGAUGAAAAUGGUAAAAAAAUAUAUAAAGAAACGAAUUUAGAAACUUCAUUCAAAUUACUCACUGAAAAAGAAUCAAUUGAAGGUUAUUCUUGUGAUACAUGUAAUUCUAAAUCAGGAUUAGCUCAUAAAUCAAGUGGUUUUAAGUCAUUUCCAAAACAUUUAAUUAUAAAUGCUCAAAGAAUAAAAUUGGAAAAUUGGGCACCUAUAAAAAUUGAUGUACCUAUUGAAAUACCAUUUAAACUAAAUUUAGAAAGUUUUAAAGCUCCAAAAAUUGAAGAAGGUGUAAUUGAAGUAUUUGAAGAAGAAGAAGAAGAAGAAACGUCAUCUAAAUUUGAACCAAAUCAAGAAGCAUUAGAUACUUUACUUUCAAUGGGAUUUCCUGAACCUAGAAGUAUUAAAGCGUUAUAUAAUACAGGUAAUUCAAAUACUGAAGAUGCUAUGAAUUGGUUAUUUGCUCAUAUGGAAGAUGUAGAUAUUGAUGAACCUAUAAAUUUUGAAUCAAAAAAAGAAGUUGGACCAUCUGAAGACUUAAUUAAUAAUAUAGUUGCAAUGGGUUUUUCUACUCAAUUAGCUAAAAAAGCUUUAAUUUUGAAUAAUUCAGAUGUUAGUCUAGCUAUUGAAUGGUUAUUCUCAAAUCCAGAUGAUGAUGGUAUAAUUGAAAUUAAUAACAACCCAAUUAUUGGUUUAAAACAACAAGAAAAAGAUUUGAAAAAACAAUUAAAAGAUCAAGAAUCAAAUUCUGGUAAUUAUUUAUUAAAAUCUGUUAUUUGUCAUAAAGGAUCUUCACCUCAUGCUGGCCAUUAUGUUGUUUAUAUUAAAAAAAUUAUAAAUGAUGAAAUUAAAUGGGUAUUAUUUAAUGAUGAAAAAGUAGUUGAAUGUGAUGAAUCAAAUUUGGAUGAUAUUAAAACAAAUGCAUAUAUUUAUAUAUUUGAAAGAGUCUAA